Carassius gibelio (silver crucian carp) is the source of this 3432-nucleotide messenger RNA. Its product is annotated as zinc finger protein 239. The transcript is spliced from 2 exons. Gene Ontology annotation, cellular component: nucleus. Bases 237 to 1718 code for a protein of 493 amino acids. The record is from RefSeq and is a predicted model, not a curated record. Gene Ontology annotation, biological process: regulation of transcription by RNA polymerase II. Gene Ontology annotation, molecular function: RNA polymerase II cis-regulatory region sequence-specific DNA binding; DNA-binding transcription factor activity. Lineage: Eukaryota; Metazoa; Chordata; Actinopteri; Cypriniformes; Cyprinidae.
CAAACAACAUUUAACCUCAGGAGAAGAAGAUUAGUUUCACUGCGCUCUCUGUUUUGUCGUCAUGCUGUUUCAAUAUAGAUUGUUGGAAAUGUUGUUUCUGUAAAUAGAAAAUACAGUUUUUGAGUCAGGUCAGUAAAUACCUGUAAUAUUCUCAUCCUCACAGUCGUGACUAAGUUUUGAAGCAAGCAGGAAUAUCUGGAGGAGUAUCAUCUGAACUGAGAUCUGCUGCUGUGAAGAUGGAGUUUGUUAAAGAGGAGAGUGAAGAGAACACAAGUGAACCAGAAACCUGGAGAAUAAAACACGAGGAGCCAGAAACACAGAUAAUAAAACAUGAAGAACCAGAAACCCGGAAAAUAAAUCACGAGGAACCAGAAACAUGGAGAAUAAAACACGAAGAACCAGAAACUCGGGGGAAAAAACACGAGAAGGCAGAAACAAAAAUAAAACACGAAGAACCAGAAACCCGGAAAAUAAAACACGAGGAACAAGGAGAGUAUAUUGAAGAAAAUGUGGAGAAAGAAUUGGAAGUUGAGGAGAGGAAUCAUAUUAAAACUGGAGAAAACCCGUCAACUUGCUCUCAAAGAAACAAAUUGUCAAGAAAAAAUGGUCUUGAUGUUCACAUGAAACGGCACACUUGUGAUCAGUGCGGGAAGAAUUACACACGAAAAGAUCGCCUUAGAGCACACAUGAGAGUUCACACUGGAGAGAAACCGUUUAAUUGUGAUCAGUGCGGGAAGAGUUUCACACGAAAAGAACUACUUACAGCACACAUGAGAGUUCAUACUGGAGAGAAACCGUUUAAUUGUGAUCAGUGCGGGAAGAGUUUUUCACUAAAAGGACUACUUACAGCACACAUGAGAGUUCAUACUGGAGAGAAACCGUUCACUUGUGAUCAGUGCGGGAAGAGUUUCACACAAUUAUCACAUCUUUAUGCACACACAAAUGUUCACACUAGAGAGAAACUGUACGCUUGUGAUCAAUGUGACAAAAUGUUUUUGAGGGCUUCACACCUGAAGCAGCACCUGAGAGUUCAUACAAAAGAGAAACCACAUUCAUGUCAUUUGUGUGGAAAGAGUUUUUCACGUCUACAACAUUUGAAAGGGCAUCAGAAAAUACAUACUGGUGUGAGAGAGUACAUGUGCUUUCAGUGUGAAAAGACUUUUACUACAGCGACCAAUUUAAAACUGCAUGAGAGUAUCCACACUGGAGAGAAACCUUAUAAGUGUUCACACUGUGACCAAGGCUUCACUUAUUCAUCAAAUCUGAUAACACAUGAGAGGAUCCACACUGGAGAGAAACCUUACAAGUGUUCAUACUGUGAACAGAGAUUCAGUCAGUCAGGAGCUCUGAAAACACAUGAGAGGAUCCACACUGGAGAGAAACCCUACAAGUGUGCACAUUGUGAAAAGAGAUUCAGGGAUUCAUCAAGUCUGAUAACACAUGAGAGGAUCCACACUGGAGAGAAACCCUACAAGUGUUCACAUUGUGACAAGAGAUUCAGGGAUUCAUCAAGUCUGAUAACACAUGAGAGGAUCCACACUGGAGAGAAACCCUACAAGUGUUCACAUUGUGACAAGAGAUUCAGGGAUUCAUCAAGUCUGAAAACACAUGAGAGGAUUCACACUGGAGAGAAACCGUAUCACUGCACUGAAUGUGGGAAGUGUUUCAGUAAUACAUCUUCUCUACACAAACAUACAAAAAACAAUCACAGCAAGUAGGUCAUCUUCAGAUUUGAUGCUGCCUCCCAGUACUGCCACUCCCUAUACGCAGAGUACGCAGAGAGAAACUCCCUUCUGAUAUUGCUCCACUAUUUUUCGCCGCAGCAUUGGAGGAAUUGGUGAUCCUCUGACCAUCUUGACUUCUGAAAGACACUGCCAUUCUGAGAGGCUCUUUUUAUACACAAUCAUGUUGCCAAUUGACCUAAGUUGCAAAUUGGUCAUCCAGCCGUUCCUUAUAUGUACAUUUAACUUCUCCUGCCUCUUAUUGCUACCUGUACCAACUUUUUUGGAAUGUGUAGCUCUCAUGAAAUCCAAAAUGAGCCAAUAGUUGGCAUGACAUUUCAAAAUCUCUCACUUUCAACAUUUGAUAUGUUAUCUAUAUUCUAUUGUGAAUCAAAUAUAAGCUUAUGAGAUUUGUAAAUUCUUCAUUCCUUUUUUACUCACAAUUUGUCAGGUUUGUAGAUGCAGGAUAUACUGUCAUGUUGAUUUGUAAUUGAUCUGUUUUGCUUCUCUUGUAAAAAAGGAUCUAAAUGGAUUAAAUGGGCCUUCUUUCAGUAAAGUAAAAAAAGGAAUACUGUUAAAGAACCAGCCUGAUGUGCAGUAUCAUAAGAAUAGUAAUACCGUUUAAACCUUAUUAACGCUAGAACCGCCAUGGGGUCAAUCUUACCCUUUGCUGUUUUUCAAAUCUACUGAAAGGAAUUAAAUUAUUUCCUUACAAAAUUAACUCCCCAAGCCAAAACUCAGGAGCUCACAGAAAACAGAUACCAUUCUGCCAUGCAAUAAAAAAAUAAAACUGAUCUGGAAAAGAGAUCUUCAAGGAGUGCAAACAACACCUAUUUACGACCUCCUUCCUCCCUCUCCCCUCCUUGCCUCUGACUCUCACUCUUCUCCUCCAAAAGCAAGAAUAUCCAUAUGCCAUGUUAUAUCUUGUGAAAAUGUUUUUUUCCACUUCAUGUUUAGUAUAAUUUUAAAGGUCUCUGUGCAAUUGGUAAAAUGGUCUCAAUUUCACAAUAGUCAUUUAUAUUAUGAGAAAGAUCAAGAACUUUUGUAGAAUUGUGUUCUGCUGAGAAGGAGGUGUGUCCCCCUUUAGGGGUCUUUGAGAAUGUUUAACUCCAACAAGGUUUUACCCUUAUGUUACCGCGGGAACCUAUUGAACCAAAAUGACCGUUAUGUUUUUACAACUGCUUUGAAGAUUUCUUUGUUGUCUGGUCUGAGUAUUUAAGGGGAGUGACAAAACAGUAUGGGGAGAUUCUGUAGUCAGAUCAGCCCAUAGUGCAGUGUAUAUCUUAUAUGCUCCAUACUAUGUAUCUUUCUGAAGUCAGGUAUAUUAUUAUUUACUCAAAAAUGAAAUUGUGUUGAACACAUUGUGCCCAUAGAGCACAUUGUAUAGUUGUUUGUGUUACUGCCUGUGCACAUUGUCUAGUUAAGUUUAUUCUCUAAAACACCUGAGUGCUUUGCUAUACAUUUUAGAUCAUGUGUCUUAAAUAAGAAUAACUAUUACAUGUGUGGCUAUGUUAAAUUUGUUUGUCUCCUGCGUGGAUCACAUGGUCGUUCCCCAUAUGACUAGUGUCUGUGCAGGAGCAAAGUUGCCACGUGGUUACAGUGUGAUUCACAGUUGCAUUAUCCUUUCUAAAUUGGCUUCUAAUUGUUUCAUUAUAUAAUUGACAUGAUACAAUUAUACCUGACUAAUAAUAAAAUUGUUAUAUUUGAUUUA